UUGCAAGAUGCGAUACUUCAUAAUCGCUCCACUGAUCAUUGCUGCUGCCACUUGGCUCACCCUAAUCGGAGUCGUUAAUUCCGAGUGUUGCAACACCAAGGCAACUCUUAAUUACCAAAUCAUUAACGUGGGCUGCGGAGCUGUUGGUGGCAGACAAGACAAUAAAUCCUGUACGAUCACCAUUUGCGCCAACGGAGAGGUGAUGAUGGGUAGUCAUUGCGGCAAUGGAACCUGCAAUUCAGACGGAUGUGAUUGCGUCGACGGUUGCCUUCGAGGACGUUGGGCCAAGGACUUUCUUGCUAAAAACAAUGAAUAUUACAUUUCAGUAAGGGACACGUUCUGGCACUACGAACCUAAAUAGUCCUGGGACUAAGUGAUAUUUCGAUGGAUUUUACCCGCAAAUUUGAUCAGUUUUGUAAAAAGAAACCAUAAGUAAAUUUAAAUAAAAUAAAUGUGGAAAAUGUG
Molecule: messenger RNA, 465 nt
Organism: Drosophila serrata
Lineage: Eukaryota; Metazoa; Arthropoda; Insecta; Diptera; Drosophilidae
Product: protein Diedel pseudogene
Source: RefSeq, a predicted model, not a curated record